CCAAUGUUUGAUGGUGGUUUCAUGUACCGCACAAAGUUAAACAGAGUACGACAACGUGUAUUGCGUUCUUUUUGUCGUUAAGAAAGGGUAAGGAGUUAAUGCUGCCCUAACGCAGCUGUUUUAACACAGCACCUGAAGCCGCAAUACAGUGCAGCUGCGUAUUUUUGUAUUCGCCGAAUCAGGGUAAAUGACAAGGAUCACUGCAAUGUGUCUUUUCAGCGCUAGUGUUUUUAACAACGAUUACAUGUAAAAAAAAAAAUUGUUAUUCUGGAGUAUAAUAUUCCCAUAUGACAAACUGAUUUACAUUCUUCCAAGUGAAACUCACCUGUAUUGCAAACAUGGAGAAUGCUGAAUGGGACCUUUCAGAAGACAAACAAGAACAUUCUGCUGAAGAUCUCAAACUUCAUAAAUCAUCAUUGCAGGUCAUUGCAACUGCCUCAUCCAUUAGAGAAUCUUAUGAGAGAAGAAGCCCUUUUCACAGUCAACAUACCACACUAACAUCACUACCUCCUGAACCAAAAAAGAUGUGUUUACCUUUUAAUCUGCAUUGGUGUUUUGGAUACAGUGUGAACAAACCAGUAUUGAACCUUACUACAAAUGUGCAGUCAUACAUCUUCUAUGUUAGUUCAAAUGUUGGUAUAUUAUAUGAUUAUAUUAACAAAGAGAUGAGAUUCCUCCAAGGACAUAUAAACCAUAUCAGUUCAUUUGCUAUUGAUGCAAAAGGCAGGUGGAUUGCAACAGCUGAUGCAGGAAAGGACAGUGCAGUUAUAAUAUGGGAAACUGAGAAAUGUGUUCCUAUUCUUACACUCUUUGAUCCUCAUGGUGAAUAUGGAAGUAGAGUUGUAGCACUGAGCCACAAUGCAAAAUAUCUAGUAAGUGUUGGUGGUGACCCAGAGCAAACACUUGCAUUUUGGGUAUGGACAUAUGGCAGUGAGUAUCCUGAAGCCAGCUGUCAACUGGGAAAUGAUCUGGGUGUUGUCAAGAAUGUUACAUUUCGGCCUAAGAGAAAUGAACAUUUCCUUAUCACAGGUGAAAAUGGUGUCACAUUUAUGACAUGGGGUGGCAACAUAUUGAAACAACAUACACCCACAAUGCCACCAUUCAAGCAAAGAGGACAUCUUGUGGAGUCUGUGUACUUACCUAAAACAAGACUGGCUAUCACUGCGACAACCAAAGCACUAUACUGUUUAAAAUUCAACCUAGGAUUUAAACAAAUGAACACAAAGAAUGAAACAAUAUUUUUCUGA
Schistocerca serialis cubense is the source of this 1247-nucleotide messenger RNA. Its product is annotated as cilia- and flagella-associated protein 251-like. The record is from RefSeq and is a predicted model, not a curated record. The coding region runs from base 339 to 1247 and encodes 302 amino acids. Gene Ontology annotation, cellular component: motile cilium. Gene Ontology annotation, molecular function: protein binding. NCBI's taxonomy places the organism in Eukaryota, Metazoa, Arthropoda, Insecta, Orthoptera, Acrididae. The transcript is spliced from 8 exons.